Molecule: messenger RNA, 4308 nt
Organism: Leishmania mexicana MHOM/GT/2001/U1103
Lineage: Eukaryota; Euglenozoa; Kinetoplastea; Trypanosomatida; Trypanosomatidae
Exons: 1
Coding region: 1-4308 (1435 amino acids)
Source: RefSeq, a predicted model, not a curated record
AUGCAGGAACAGUACGUGCGCAAGGCGUGUACGACCAUUGCUAGCCAGAUCAUCCUCGUGACGGCUGGCGAUGGUACCAAGCACGCGAAUACUUGCACAGGCAGCAAUAGCAGCAGCGUGGUGGCAGCGGCGCGCGCGGCUACCACUUACCUUUCAGCGACAUCAGCGGAGACCAAGGUUGCCACUGGUCUUGAUGAUCUGCAACGCGCCUGCGACGCGGUGGUGCGUCACGCCAUGACGCUCUACCGGCUGUGCCGCCGCCCCGGUGGAGGCGCCAUCGACAUCGUCUCCGUGGGCGCGAGCAGCGGUAGCAGCGGCGCCGGGGCGGCGAGUGCAGCCGAGGAGGCCGCGUAUUGCGUCUGCGCGGCAGUCAUGGCGCUGGAGCCGAAUUUAUGGGCGUCUCUGGUGCGACGAGCGCAGCUGCUACGCCCACGCAAACCGAGCUUUCGCUUCGUUGCCCCUGUCGCCGUCCCACCGGUCUUGGUAAAGGACGUGGAGAGGUUUUUUGGGCGGAGUCGCCAUCUAAUGAGCUCCACCGCCGCACCUGCAGUGCUCACAGAUGGCAUCCCCACUAGUGCUGCAGCGUCGUCCUUGGCUUGUGAAGGGGUAAGGGUACCCGCACCAACCGUUUCCGCGUCUGCUUCGCCUUUAGCCGUCACCACGACAACGACCACCACCGCAGCCACCGCUACCGCCACUUUGGGACUCCCGGCCCUGCAGGCGGAGGCCGUUGCUGCGUGUUUCUUCUUCAAGACCAUGUCGGCAGCGGAGAGGCUGCGACGUAGUGACGUCCUUGAGGUGCGCGUUCGACUACCCGAUGCAAGUCGCGCUGUGGGGGCGUCGGCCGAAUCAAAUGGGCUCACCACAGCCGCCGCAGGAUUUGCCAGCGCUGCGGUGGGCGCGCCCGCCGUGGCGGAAAGGGAUGGUGUUGUCGUGUCGUCGUCUCUGCGAAGACUCACCGGUGCGGUAACAGCUGCCACGGCUGCGAGCGCGCAGGAGCUGACUGCAGGCCCCAGGAAGGGAGGACGCCGGUCUGGGCUUCGAGCCAUAGCACGUGGCGCUGCUGCUCCGGGUGACACCGGUCCCUCCUUGCACACACGCCCGACACGAUCAGCGGCUUCACUGCUGCCGUCGUACUUGGCUGCUGCAUCGAUGCUCUUCAACGACGGUUUGGGUGGCUGGGGUGGCCAGCAGGUAGCUGGUGGCACUCGCACGAAUCCCUCGCCGCUCUCGAGUACGCGCAGACCAGACCGUGCGGACGGCGCGGAGGAUGACGCGGGGGUCUCUGACUGGCCAAGCGGGAUCAGCAGUGGGAGUAGCUCGCAGAGUCGGGACUCGAGCCCAGGCGACGGCGGCAUCGGCGCGGGAAAGGUUCAGGGCCGCCAUCCGUUGACCGGCAAAGGAAAUUCUGCACACGACCAUCAAGCGGCCGACACCGCUGCCGUGCUUACGCGACUGUACGCGUUGGCACUAUCGGCAGAGGACCCAGCCGCCGAUGUGCCUCUGAAUGCCGAGACCACCACACAGGGGCACCAGCAACAGCAGCAGAACGGUGGUGGCAGCGACCAGCAUCGAGUCGGCGAUGCGGUCGCCUUGUCAAUGGGCACACACACCCUAUUCUCAGCCGCUGCCCCUCCAUCCAUGCUCUCGUCAGACAGCGGGCUGAGUCUUGUCGCCCUCGGCGCCUCCGUCACGUACGCAUGUGAUGCGCUGCACUGGGGUCGGCUCCAGAUGCUGGUGCGGUACCCGCUGCUGUUUCGGACCAUUCCAACUUCUGCCGAGGCGAGCAGCACUGUCGCGCUCGCAGGUGGUGGGGAGGCACUCACGGUGGAGGCGAUGGUACGCAUGAGUGGGACUUUAGGCAUGGCGCGCACCGCCGCCCCCGUCUUCUCGCCGGCUUCAGCAACGCCACCGGACUCGACUGCAGGCAGCCGCGACGCGACGCCCCCCUCCGCUGCGUCUCUUCUCGCCUACAUGUCAUCUCUGUACGGUUCUGCCGACUCCAUCGUCGGGCCGGCGCGUCUGCGUACGUCAUCGCCGCCGCUGCUCUUCCCUCCACCACCGAGCCUCAUCACGGAUGGCGUCUUGCUUACUCGGCUGCUGAUCUGCAGUGCGUGGCUGCUCGUCUACGCUGACGGCCUCUUUGGCAGCGACGACAACGGAGCGAGUGUGGCACCGACCCAGUCUGUCACUGGCGGCGUCUGGCCACGAGUACGCCCCACCCCAGCCGUGCAGGCCAUCGUCGCCUACUGCGUUGCGGUCGUGCGCGAGGCUCGUGAGAUGAGCGCCGGCGUGAACGCCGCUGCCCGCUCAGCUCACGGCAGUCUCAGUGGCACUGUUUGUUGCCCCGUGUGCGAUGACCUGGUCAAGGAGAAGCAGCCGGUGCUGUGGUGGUCAACGCUGCGUGAUGACCGCGCGUCAUGGCGAGCGCAAGUGCGUUCUUUGCUGGAGAACAGCAACACCAACAGCGAUGAGGCGGCGAUUGCGGCUGCUCUGACAGAUCAUCUCGCCUGCGAAGGACGUGGCCGCCGAUAUGCGACACCGUUGCUGAGUGGCUCUGAGGGGGCGCCGUGCCGAGUAACCGCGCUGCAGCAGCGGUGGGGGGCGUACAUAAUGGGGGCCGAUACUUCGGCGACCGAUGACCGCGCCGCCGCCGCCACUGCUGUCACACCCCGUGGCGCAGAGGAUGCAUCCGUCAGGGUUGACCCUGUGAAGGCUGAUGCGGACUUGCAAACGGGUGGCGCCGCCGCUGACGCGCGGGACACGGCUGGUGACAGCGCGAAAGAGGCGGCAACGCCAGUGGAUGUGCUCUGGACGGCGCUCACGCAGCGCGUCGCCGCCGCCACGGACUUCUGUGUCUUUCUCUCGGCGCAUCCGACCGAGUUCGCCGCCUCUCAUUCGACUGCGGCAGCGUCGGUUACCAGUGACCGCCCGAAGCGUCCUCGAGCCGAGGACGAGGAGGAGGCGGCAUCCCGAACCCAUUUCCGCCAUCGGCGGCAGGAGAAGCACCACCGUGGUGAGCACGCAGUCGGCUCUGACGACAGCGACGACGGCGGGUGGGGCGAUGGAAACGGCACUCGCGCCGACACAGCUUGGCGUGCCGGCGUCGCGCUGCGGGGGAGCCGACACGCCGUCGAGGAGGCCGAGGAGUGGGGCCGGCUGCUGUGCCGGUGCGGCUGGGCGAACGCGGCCCCACCGUCUGGCACGACCUCCCCGCGCAUGUACGAGGCGUGGGCGUCGUCACUGUUCUCGCCGUCUGCCAUCCCGACACCGCAGCAGGCGGCCACGCUGCGUCGCCGACUCUCGCGCUACAGCCUCGAGGACUUUGUGCGCAAGCUAGUGCUUGGCCGUGGAGGCAGCUGGGAUCGCUAUGCGCGGCUGCUGUUUGGCGACGACGUGCGCACCGACUCCACCGCAUCACCGUUCUGCCCACCGCCAGCCAUGGACGUAGGUGCUGCGGCCACGAAAGACGUUCCUGCGCAGCCGAUGGCACAACCACCAGCGUCACAUUCCAGUCUGCGACCGAGGGCGCCGUCUCUCUCGCUACUAGAAGAGGCAGCGCCAGACGCUGAAGGCGUGUACGUACCACACAUGCAUGCGAACCCGCGUGCUACGCAGAUAUCGCCUCUCCCGCGGCAGCUGAUAGCCGCAGCGCAAUCGACGCCGCACCGUUCUUCAGGCCCCGCGCUAUCCCCACCGUUGUCCUGCGACGCAGCCCCUGCCAACGCGGACGCCGACGCGAACCACGCCGUUGCUGCGGAGCGCUGGGCAGCAACGCCGGUCAGUAAGGGAAAGAUGCCGUCCAUCCCGCUGCUCGUCUCGCCGCUGAUGCGACAGCACCAGAUGGGGGCUGUUUUGGGUACUGCUGCAGCACCACCACUACCGCUGCCGUCGCCGGCAGAUGCGGCUGCUCGCACGACAGGCGUUGUACCCGAGUGUGCUUUUGGUGCAGACGCGACACCUGCGCGGCGGAAGGAUGCCUCGGCGAAGGCGCCUGUCUCUGCGCCUCUAGAGCAGCUUCGUGCUCAGCAGGCUGCCUUGUACGACCUACUGCGCUUCCGACCACGCUUGCCCCCGUUGCGAGAGGAGGACGCCGUGCUGGAGUGCGCCUCGUGCUUCUCGCUCUUCCACCAGGAGUGCAUUGCGCCGGUGCAGCGGAACUUUAUGGGGCAGGUAUUCCUGUGUCACACAUGCCGAUUGCGGUGGGCGCGGCCCUACGCGGCAGGAUGCGGGCUUGUGCACCAAGCACCAGAGCAACACCGCGACCCUGAGGUGGCGGGUGACCGUUGUGCAGCUGAUCGGCCUUGA